Molecule: messenger RNA, 1179 nt
Organism: Nannospalax galili (Upper Galilee mountains blind mole rat)
Lineage: Eukaryota; Metazoa; Chordata; Mammalia; Rodentia; Spalacidae
Product: serine protease 44-like
Exons: 6
Coding region: 1-1179 (392 amino acids)
Biological process (GO): proteolysis
Molecular function (GO): serine-type endopeptidase activity
Source: RefSeq, a predicted model, not a curated record
AUGACUACGGGAGCGGCCGUUCACCCAGAUGCCCGGAGCCUCGUCGGUCCUACAGUCUGGGGGAAGCAUGGUAUCCCAGGAUUCGGUGGCAUUUAUCCCCACUUGGCCUGGCUCCUGCUGCUUCAGAGGCAGCUGGGCGAGGCCUGGGCGCUUCCCCUUUCUCCUCUCCCUUCAGGGGGUGACCUCCACGUCACUGGGGUGAGGCAGCGGGAGCGGCCGUUCACCCAGAUGCCCGGAGCCUUGUCGGUCCUACAGUCUGGGGGCAGCAUGGUAUCCCAGGAUUCGGUGGCAUUUAUCCCCGGUCACUCCUACUCAACCAUGGCAAUGGCACAGGAAACACAUCCAGUUUGGAACCCAAACAUGUCAGCUUGUGGCCAUAGAGCAGCAAGGAUAGUUGGUGGACAGCCUGCGGCAGCUAAGAAAUGGCCCUGGCAGGUGAGCCUGCAGGUCAAAAGUCAGCAUGUCUGUGGGGGCUCCCUCAUUGGGCAACGGUGGGUGAUGACUGCAGCCCACUGUGUAUAUGGUCAUCUGGAAUACACAGUGGUGCUGGGAGCGAUAAACCUGGUCUCCGGAUUCCCAGUCAGGAUUCCAGUCAAGGACAUCAUUGUUCACCAAGAUUACUCUGUUUGGGGAGCAAUUUUACAUGACAUUGCCCUUGUUCUGCUGGCCACCCCUGUGGAUUUCAGUGCUAACAUCCAACCUGUGUGCCUCCCUGGAAAGGCUUUCCAUGUACCCACUGGGACCAGGUGCUGGGUGACCGGAUGGGGCAAAACAGCUGAACAAGGUAUAUCAUCAAUAUCAAAGCUUCGGGAGGUUCAGCUAAAUGUUAUUCAUCUUGAGAAAUGUAAUCAACUUCUCAAGGAAAACCUGGGACAGAUAUUUAACUUGCUCACAGAUGGGAUAGUCUGUGGUUACGAUAAGAAUGGAGGAGAUGCUUGCCAGGGAGAUUCUGGGGGCCCAAUGGUCUGUGAAUUUAAUAAAACAUGGGUGCAGGUAGGGAUUGUGAGCUGGGGCAUUGGCUGCGGUCGAGCAGGAAUCCCUGGAGUUUAUACAGACGUAAGCUACUACAAAGACUGGAUCAUUACAGAACUGAGUCAAGUUUCAUGUCAAAACUCAGUAAGUGUCCUCAUCUUAAGCCUGUGCCUGCCGCUGCAUCUGGGCAUCCUGGUGACCCUGUGA